Triticum dicoccoides is the source of this 1510-nucleotide messenger RNA. Its product is annotated as UDP-glycosyltransferase 83A1-like. The coding region runs from base 1 to 1398 and encodes 465 amino acids. The transcript has a single exon. Gene Ontology annotation, molecular function: quercetin 7-O-glucosyltransferase activity; quercetin 3-O-glucosyltransferase activity. The record is from RefSeq and is a predicted model, not a curated record. Lineage: Eukaryota; Viridiplantae; Streptophyta; Magnoliopsida; Poales; Poaceae.
AUGGCCGCACCCGCGCCCCAUGUGCUGGCCUUGCCCUUCCCCGCGCAAGGCCAUGUCAUCCCUCUCAUGGAGCUGUCCCACAGCCUUGUGGAGCACGGCAUCAAGGUCACCUUCGUCAACACCCAGCACAACCACCACCUCAUCCUUGCCUCCCUCCACGUCUCCAAGCCCGACUCUCAAGACGGAAUUACCAGCCUCGGAGGGGUCGACAUGGUCUGCAUACCGGACGGGCUGGCCGACGGCGAGGACAGGAAGGACCUCGCGCGGCUCGCCGAGUCCUUCUCGGAGGUCAUGCCCGGCGAGCUGGAGAAGCUGAUCGCAAGGCUGUCCGAAUCGGCCGGUGCAUGCAACUGCAAGCUGACGUGGAUCAUCGCCGACGCGAGCAUGGCGUGGGUGUUUCCCGUGGCCAAGAGGCUCGGCCUCCGGGUCGCCGCCUUCAACCCGCUGUCGGUGGCCAUGUUCGCCACGAGGAUCCGCAUCCCCGAGCUGAUAAGGGACGGGGUGGUGGACGAGAAAGGCCUGCCGAAGCAGCGCGGCACGUUUCGGCUGGCUCCGGGGAUGCCGCCCAUGGACACCACGGAGCUCUCGUGGAACCGCGCCGGCGGCCCCGAGGGCCAGCCGUUCAUAUUGGACUUCAUCCUCCGGAACAACGCGGCCACCCGCCUCGCCGAGGCGGUCGUCACCAACUCCGUCCAAGAGCUCGAGCCGGGAGCCAUGGCGCUCUUCCCCGACGUCCUCACCGUGGGCCCGCUCCUCUCCGACAAGCCGGUCGCCAGCUUCUGGGCCGAGGACGCCACCUGCGCGGCGUGGCUCGACGCGCAGCCGGCCGGCUCCGUCGUGUACGUGGCGUUCGGCAGCUUCGCCAUCUUCGACCGGGCGCAGCUCGUGGAGCUGGCGGAGGCGCUGGCGCUGACCUCCCGGCCCUUCCUGUGGGUGGUGAGGCCGGACUCGGCGAGCGAGGAGUGGGUCGAGGACCUCCGCCGCCGCGCCGGGCCGCGCGGCCGCGUGGUGGGCUGGUGCCCGCAGCAGCUGGUGCUGGCGCACGCGUCCACGGCGUGCUUCCUGUCGCACUGCGGGUGGAACUCGACGCUGGAAGGGCUGGUCAACGGCCUGCCGUUCCUGUGCUGGCCCUACUUCACGGACCAGUUCCUCGACCGGGGCUACAUCUGCGACGUGUGGCGGACGGGGCUGCAGGUGGCCGCCGGCGAGACGACGGGGACGCUCGUGGGAAGAGAGGCGAUACGGGGCAAGGUGGAGGAGCUGCUGGGCGACGCGGAGAUCAAGGCCAGGGCGCUCGCGCUGAGGGACGUUGCUCGCGGCGCCGUCGCAGACGGCGGGUCGUCGUCGCGCCGGAAUCUCGCACGGUUCGUCGACCUCGUCCGAGGAUCAACGAGCUAGCUACUCCCUAGAACGCCAAUAAUGUGAUGUGCCAUGUCUGACGGAGCGAUGACAAUGACAUCGUGCAAACUCAAACUUCAAAAUUUCUUGAACUUCAAACUGUGGCUAGCGA